AUGAUCACAAACACACUAAAAAACAAUGGAAAAUUUUUGUAUAUUCAGAAAAGACUAAAUUUUGAGCUAAUCCCUGAAAAAAACAACUACAAUGACGUGAUUCCAUUCAGUUUCACGGAAAUUGACAGAAUCGUAAAAAAUCGCACAAAUAUACAUGAAAAGUCACUAAAAAUAGAUAUUAAACAUAAGAAUGUUUUUUACACAUUUAUUAGGAAAACGAAUUCCAUAAUAUAUUCAAGUUUACAUUUGAAAAAAACAAAUUCGUCUGAUACAAAAGAAGAUUCAUUACAUUCCUCGUGUAUUAAAGAAGAUUCAAAGAGUUUCCCAGUAAUUAUCAGAAAUGAACAAAUUGAUGAUGAGACGAUUUGCGAGAGAGUUGAAAAAAUACUUGGAUUUCUUACCAAGGAUAAUUUGAUAGUUGUCCUCCAGCGCUCACUCUCUGCACAUUUUUACCUAAAGUCAAAGUGCUGGAAAAGACUCUCGACAUGUGUACUAAGGAACUGCUUUUUGAGCGAAGAGAAGUUAAAUUCCACAGAUCUAGUUAAAAUUUUAUCAUCCCUAAGUAAGUGGAGAUUUACGAAUUUGUCAGAGUUCGAAAAAAAACUUGACCUUCUAAUACUGAUAAAUGAUGAUUGGACAUUGUAUAAAUCCUCCCAAGCUCUGUGGAGCCUAUCUCACCUAAACCUAUUUUCACUCAAGGCUUUUCAGUACCUAAACGCCAAAAUAAUACAUCUUCUAUGCUCAAAUAGCAACCAACUGGAACCUAACACUGAUUUAUACGAGAGUAUUCACAGGAUCUGCUCGUCAAACUUGAAUAAGUUGUCAAGAACGGGAAUAGCCAGUCCCGUUCUAUCCUCCAUAACUGAGUAUUUUGAAAGGAAUGUAGAAGUAUUAAAGUGUUUGGAUACCAAAACAAUGUUAUCUUUAACUUCACUAUUUCCAUAUUCUUCUUAUAAUGACAAAUUGGUGACGUCUGUACUCGGAUUACUUUUGGGUUCCUUUCACAAAUUUACACACGCUCAAGCCUCUCAUAUUUUAUAUAACUUUUCCAUAAUUCAUUCAGAUUUAUCAACUACAGCACAACAUCUAGUGGUGAAACUUCUGUGCAAAUUCAGAGAUUUGAUACUCGCAUCAGAGUUUACCUUUAUACCCUCAAUGAUCUCGAAGUGCCUGUAUACCAGUAUACUGUUUUUAAGUGAUCUUGAUUUGAAUUUCGUCUCCAUGUUCCUCUCAGAUUUGAACGCUAAUUUACACCUCAUAGGGCCAUUUUCCCUUUUCGGAAAUCUUUUGUGUCUAAACCACAUCAAAUCUGAGUUUUCAAGGCAUCUGGAGCCAAGGGAUGCCAAGAGUAUAGUUAAUACAAUGAAUAAACUAAUAAAGGUUGACGAUCUCGGAAAUUUAUGUAAGCUGGAUAACGAAGUGUUGAAACCUCUGGAAAUUAAACUAUGGCAUUUAUCAGUUUUGAAUGCCAUUAGCUGUAUCCCAAUUACUCCAAAGUUCAUUUCGGAUAGAAUUUAUCUAAAACUUCAUGAGUUUUACGAGAUCUGUGACUCAGAAAAUCAUAUGGCCACAAUGAAGAACUUUGUUUUGUUUCUCACAAACUCAUUUGGAAAUCGUGACCUUGUCGACACGAAUCUCAAGAAUCUGACACUUCUGACUUCGUCCAAACUCUUCGAGUGUUCAUCGGAGAAUAAUGAGAUAUUAUGUGUAUAUUGGGAUUUGAUCACGUGUUAUUUAUCAUGUUUUGAGAUGCUUGAUGUAUUUAAGCGAGAGGUCAAAUUUGAUGUUUUACCAUCAGAUUUCGGAUCAAAUUUCAUGGUUUUGAGAAGUUUGCUUAACCUGUUGAGUUGUGCUUUUAUAAACGAUGAAAAGGGACUUAUAAGUUAUCUAGAGAAAUUAGCACAUGAAAAGGAAAGGAAACCCGAAAAUGUUGAGGUUAUAAUAGUAAAGUUUUGUCUAUUAUUUACUAAUUUUGACUCAAUCAGAGAUGAAUUGGGUCUAAAAUUUGAGGAUUUUUAUAAAGCAAAUGGAACAAAUGAUAAAGAAUAUGUUGAGAAUUCAGAUAUUGGAUUGAGUGCAGAAGCAAAUGAUUAUGUAAAAAAGUGUGUAAGGACUCCAUGUAACCAAAUCAACUUGGGAUUUUUGAGGACUAAACUGUUCUUUCUGCAGGAUCACCCAAGACAUUUUUUGCCACUUCUACCAUCUAUAAUUAUUGGAGAAUUACUCUCAACGAGUGAUUAUAGGGGAAAGGUGGAUAUAUAUCAAAUUGGAAAAUGGCUUGAUGAAGUAAAGGGUUGGGAUUGCCUUUCUAAGCGAUUAAAUAAUGGGAAUAUUGAGGAAUACAGAGGAGAAAAUGCAGAGGAAAUUGAUGGAAAUGGUUCAAAGUUGGAAAAUAAUGUAAGAAUCGAGUCAAUGUAUAGUAAUUGGAAACAAAGAGAAAUGGAAAUAGAGUAUGUAUUAAAGGAACAAUAUAUUGGACCAUGGUUAUGCCCAUAUGUAAUAAAGGGGAAGGAGGAAGGAAGUAUUCUAUUGAUAUUUCCAAUGGAUUUUAGAAAUAAAAACAGACCUCAUGUGUUUGACACUAUGAGAAGAGAUUUUCUGUCAAAAUUCGGAUAUAACUUCAUUGAACUGUAUUAUAAUUAA
This is a messenger RNA of Theileria annulata, 2643 nucleotides long. RefSeq lists its product as uncharacterized. The record is from RefSeq and is a predicted model, not a curated record. NCBI's taxonomy places the organism in Eukaryota, Apicomplexa, Aconoidasida, Piroplasmida, Theileriidae. The coding region runs from base 1 to 2643 and encodes 880 amino acids. The transcript has 5 exons.